GGCGCGCGCCUAAGCCGCGCCCUCCCGGCGGCUUCCUGGCUGUCAAACCGCAGCGGGAGCGAGGGGCGUAGGGUGUGGAGUCCCUUCCUCAGUUUACCCCGCAAGCGAAAAAGGAAAGGGUGAGAUCCACUUUGUAGCAGUAUCAGGGACCUGUCUGCGCCGCGCUUUGUGGGUGACAGCGGAUUCUCUUCCCUCGAGGGACCGAAGAGCGGGGGCGGACAGAAAGGGGUGCUCCACCUGGAUUAGGAAGUUUCCCGGCUCCGGGCUACAGCCGAGGGGACACGUCCGUGCCGCACGCACGUUCGUGUCGCAGGACCUCCCCACCCCGUCUGCAUGUUCCCAGCUGCCGCUUAAAGUAGCUUUGCCUUGCACAGAUUGUUAGAGCCUCCCCGGAUGCUCUGCGGCCCGAGAAUCCGGCUCCCCCGAGGUCCCGCAGGACGUCUUCCUGGUUUUGCAUCGCAUCAGGACUUCACUGGAACUGCUUUUUAAGUCUCGUCCUGACAGCCACUACCGCCUCUGGCGCCCUGAAUCUGUUAUUUCUCACAUUGGCAUUGCCCACGGUACAGCUGUUGACGUCACUUAGCACUGACCUGAAGCCCGCGGUGCGUGGCCCAGGAGCGGGGGCGGUGAUGAGCUGCUGAGGUGGCAGAAGCGGUGCCGAGGGAGCACCCCAGAUGCUGCCCUGCUUCCAGCUGCUGCGCAUAGGGGGCGGCAGGGGCGGUGAUCUCUACACCUUCCACCCCCCGUCCAGGUCGGGCUGCACCUACCGACUGGGCUGCAGGGCUGACCUGUGUGAUGUGGCCCUGCGGCCCCAGCAGGAGCCGGGCCUCAUCUCUGGGGUCCAUGCGGAGCUGCAUGCUGAGCUCCAAGGGGACGACUGGAGGGUCAGCCUGGAGGACCACAGCAGCCAAGGGACUUUGGUCAAUAAUGUUCGACUGCCCAGAGGCCACAGGCUGGAGCUGAAUGAUGGUGACCUUCUGACCUUUGGCCCUGAAGGGCAAGCAGGAACCAGCUCCUCGGAAUUCUACUUCAUGUUCCAACAAGUCCGGGUCAAACCUCAGGACUUUGCUGCCAUCACUGUCCCUCGGUCCAGGGGAGAAGCUGGGGCCGGUUUCCAGCCCAUGGUGCCCCCUCAGGGGGCACCCCAGCGGCCACUCAGCACCCUCUCCUCUGCCCCCAAGGCCACACUGAUCCUCAACUCCAUCGGCAGCCUCAGCAAGCUGCAGCCCCAGCCCCUCACCUUCUCCAGGGGUGGAGGCCGACCACAAAGCCUGGCUGCUCCCACCCAACCUGGCGAAGUGGGGGCUUCAUCUACUCCGCCCACAAGGAACAGGAGGAAAUCGGCUCACAGAGUGUUGGCAGAACUGGACGACGAGAGCGAGGCUUCCCUGUGCCCCCUGUCAGUCCUGAUGGAGCCCAGGAAGAAGCUCCGCAUGGAGAAAGCCGCUCUGGUGUCCAAUGGGAGGGAAUGAGCACAGGAGAAAUCCAUUGCCAUAGACUCAAGGCUGAAGAACCCUCAUGGCUGAGGUGACAAAAUAAAAGAUGGUUUCCUGCCAAAGGUGUUGCUGCCAAGUUCCCAUGGACACCAGAGUUACCUGCUGCUGGAGCAACCAUCACAGAAGCCACCCCAGGGCUUCCUUAUAUCAUGGCUAGUGCCGCAGCUGACUGGGUCUCUGGCUUUUCAGAGCUUUGCCUUUAAAUAAAAAUAAAUUUGCUUCAUCCACA
Molecule: messenger RNA, 1725 nt
Organism: Alexandromys fortis (reed vole)
Lineage: Eukaryota; Metazoa; Chordata; Mammalia; Rodentia; Cricetidae
Gene: Tcf19
Product: transcription factor 19
Exons: 3
Coding region: 675-1472 (265 amino acids)
Biological process (GO): regulation of gene expression
Cellular component (GO): nucleus
Molecular function (GO): protein binding
Source: RefSeq, a predicted model, not a curated record